Trichomycterus rosablanca is the source of this 5877-nucleotide messenger RNA. It is a transcript of the gene mtcl2, whose product is annotated as microtubule crosslinking factor 2. The record is from RefSeq and is a predicted model, not a curated record. Bases 1 to 5403 code for a protein of 1800 amino acids. Gene Ontology annotation, biological process: regulation of autophagy. NCBI's taxonomy places the organism in Eukaryota, Metazoa, Chordata, Actinopteri, Siluriformes, Trichomycteridae. The transcript has 15 exons.
AUGACCAAGACAAAGGUUGACGCUGGUUCUCCAACUCAUUUCGUUUCGGCCAAGGAAAAACGGCUUAGGAGUAAAAUGGAAACGGAAAGCGGGCCCGAAGCUGGCGCGGUCGUGCAAGCGCCUCCGAUCGAGAAAAAGAAACCGCAUCGCGCUCCCUCGCCUGCAAGACCCAAAGACGUGCCAGGAUGGUCCAUCACCAAGAUCCGUGGAGGGAUCGGUGCACCCACGCUGAGUGUAAAACCAGGGGCGAUUCAUUUAGGAAGCAGGGUGUCCAGACGCAGCCCAGCCAGUGGUAAAGACACUAAGGGAGAAAGAGUUGGAAAAGCAGUGGGAAGAUCCGCGCUUGCUGCGCUCACUGCUCAGAAAAGCAGCUUAAAAUCAAACAAGGCCGCUCGGAGGAAAGUAUCAGAUGCUAGUAUCGCGUCGGAUGAUUUGAGCAAAGACUCGGGCAAAGAGUCUGGCAAAUUAUCUCCGACCGACAGCAGUUCUGAGCUGUCCGAUUGCGCCUCGGAGGAAAACAAGCUUUUCAUGGACGCGCUGAGCAGUGAUACAGAAACCAGCAGCCGUGGCGGUGCAGCCGAGAGUGAGAAAGGGAGAAACGUGCUGGGGGAGAACCAGGCAAAAACUAACGUAAGGCGGUUAUCGUUAGAAGUAGACGCCGGGCAGGAUAGCAUGUCUCCGGGAGACGAGCGCUCCUUUACCUCGCUCGACAGUCGCAUGCCUGCUAGCACAUCCUUAGCGUUUUCUGACCUGACCGAGGAGUUAACGGAAGGAAUACACGAGGAAUACCUGAGAGAAAUCGAAGAACUGAGGUCGGAAAACGACUAUUUAAAGGAUGAGGUUGAGGAGCUGCGUUCUGAGAUGCUGGAGAUGAGAGACAUGUACAUGGAAGAGGACGUCUACCAGCUACAGGAGCUAAGGCAGCAGCUGGAGCAGUCCAACAAGACUUGCCGCAUCCUUCAAUACCGGCUUCGCAAGGCUGAGAGACGUAGCCUGCGCGUUGCUCAGACUGGCCAAGUUGACGGUGAACUCAUCCGCACCUUGGAACAAGAUGUCAAGGUGACAAAAGACGUUUCCAUCCGCUUGCACAAUGAGCUGGAGGCUGUGGAGAAAAAAAGGACGCAUUUGGAGCAAGAAAACGAGGAACUUCAGGUGAAGCUCCAGGAUCUGGAGGUGGCCAAGCAGGUGCUGCAGGCUGAGCUAGAAAAGAGCAGAGAGCUGAAUACCGACCUCAGGGCAGGUCAGGGCAAAAUCCAAAACUUCAGCGCGUCCUCAGGGUUGGCCUCGUCCGUUACAACUCAACUCAGAGAAGUGCGCAUGCGCGGUGACAGAACGUACUCUGAGCUUCUGAUGCUGUUCUCUUCUUUGCUUCGUUCAGACAACUCAGAUAUUUUAGUUGGCUCUACUCAAAAUUGGUCGCCACUAGAUGUGGGCAACUCGGUGUUCACUAGGGGCUCGAAAAUCAGUUCUCGGUUGCUAUGUAAUUCUUUAAAAAAACGAAGUGCAAGGCCAAACAACAAACCUGAAAAGAAGAUGUCACCCCAGCCUCCAGAGGAUAGCUCUGACCUUAAGUGUCAGCUGCAUUUUGCCAAGGAGGAGUCAGCACUAAUGUGCAAGAAGCUUACCAAGAUGGUGAAGGACAAUGAGACUAUGAAGGAAGAACUGGCAAAGUAUCAUUCCCUUUAUGGUGAUGUGGACACCUCACUUACCAUUGAAGAGGUUGCCGACUCACCUCAUACUCGCGAAGCUGAGGUCAGAGCUCACCUAAAACUGGUUGAGGAGGAGGCCAACCUGCUGAGUCGUCGGAUUGUAGAACUGGAGGUGGAGAACCGUGGCCUUCAUGCAGAAAUGGAUGACCUGAAAAUCCAGGAGACCCCUGGAGGCAUGACACACACUACAGGGGUUGGCCAGCUGCUGCUUUCUCCUUCGGCUGAAAGUGUCAUGGAGAUGCAGCGUCACCUUCAAUUUGUGGAGGAAGAGGCAGAGCUGCUGAGGCGGUCACUGAUCGAGAUGGAGGAGCAAAACAAGCUACUGAUGAACGAACUAAAUCGCUUCAAGUCUGAAAUUCCGUCCAGUGCUGAUAUUGAGUCCUCAUUACCAUCCACUAUUCUUCCUCCCUUCAUUGUUCCGAAGAUUACCAACCCAGAAGAAGACAUUCUGAAUGAGGCAUCUCAUGAAGAGCUUCUGGCAGCCAGGUUGCAGAUUAGCGAUCUGAGCGGCAAGGUGCAAAAGCUUCAGUAUGAAAACCGAAUUUUACUGUCUAACCUUCAGAGCUGCAAUCUGGUCUCUAGGCACAUGGAAUCUCAACAAGCCAUGGAGACAGAUGCAGAAGCAAUAGACUCAGACGAGUAUGUGUCUAACCCAGAGCAGCAUAAAGGCCCCAUUGGAGGUGAAGGCAACCAGUUUCUGGAGGACAAAUGUGAGAAGUUAACAGGAAAUAACCAUUUUGUUUCUGAGCAGUGUCUCAGCAUCAAAGAGCUUUUGGCCAUUCGUGACCAAGCCCAGCUUGUUACCUCAGCAAUUCAGCUACUCACAUCUGCCAAAUCUAACUGCCUGACCAGCUCAUUAGAUUCAAUGUUACAUAAAAUCACAAACGGGGCAGAUGCAGAAGUAGGAUUACUGGAGAAAUCCCAGGAACAUAGUUACUAUCUGGCCCUAGUGGAGGCCCUUCACAGUAAGCUCCAGUUUCUACAGGCCCAACUUCAGGUGCUCAAUCAGAAGAUGGAGGGCCUGGGAGAAUCCCUUGAGAAAAAACAGAAUGAAGAAAUUAUCCCAAUGCCUCCCUGCGCUGCAGAUACUCAGGUCAACCAGAUCACAGCUCAACAGAAUCUGCUAGAGCAGGUUAAAGAUCUUCAGGCUCAACUGUGUGAGGCCAAAGAGAAGGCUAAGAAAGCACAAGAGGAGUUCGCACUAGAGAGCCAAGUGCAUCAAGAUUACACACAAUCCUGCUCCAAAAAACUUUCUCAGCUGCAUGAAGAGCACCAGAAGAUGCUGGUGCAUCGGAACUUCCAGCUGCAGAGUGUGAGUCUGCAAACACGGCUGCAGCAGAAAUUUUGGAGCCAGGAAAAGAAUGUGCUGUUACAGGAGUCCCAGCAGCUCAAGCAAUGCUUACGGUUGGUCAGUCUCAAACUGCGCUGGCUCCUCAAGCAGUGGAAGCUUGGAAAGCAAAUGGAUACAGAGGGCAAGGGCAUGCUAGAGAUUAACAGCAUUAAGGAUCUUCACCUGCCUUUAAAAGAUGAUGGCCUUGCGCCUCAUCAUGGGGACAAGAAGCUGACAGCUGCAGAGGAGCAGCAACCAAGUCUCACAAGCAUAAAUCACACCCUUCCAGAAAAUAUCCAUCUCCAGCAGUCCAGUGAUUUAAAUGAAACUUUGUCAGACCUAAAAUUGGCACUGCAGGAUUUGAGCACAGAGUUGCAAGAAGAAAGUCAGGGUUUCCAGGAGCUAACACAGCAGUUUGCCCGAGCCAAAGCCUCAUGGGAGGUUGAGCGCACAGAGCUCAAAAGUUAUAUCACUCAGCUGGAGGGUAAGGCACCAAAGACUAAUGCAGCUGCCACUAACAAGGAUGCCCCAGAUCUGAAGGCAAUGAAGAGAGAGCGCGAAGAGCACAAGCACCUGCUGGCUGACUCGUAUGCUGCAGUGAUGGAUCUAACCAAGCAGCUGCAGAUCAGCGAAAGGAACUGGAGCAGGGAAAAGCUGGAGCUCCUUGAGCGCUUCAAUCAGGAAAGAAACCAGUGGGAGCAGAGGCUUUGUGAUGUCCAGAACAAAGACGCACAGGUUCUCGAUGACAAAGACUCAUGUGCAACCACAAAUAGAACCAUGCUGGGAUCUCAAACAAUUUCUCCAUUGUCAGACCUUAAAAGUCUGCUGGAUACUAAUUCUUUCCUUCCAGGACAGGAGAUCAAUGGAAUUCCUGAAGAGAAAGCUGUAAAGCCCCAAUUAAUUGGCCUUACAGCCCAGACAGACUUAGUUGACCUCAACCACAAGAACUGGAAGUAUCUAAGUAAUGAGAUGGCCUAUCUGGAGAAGCCUGAACCAUUCAAAACUUGGGACUGCCCCAGUGCAAGCCUACCUGAAUUGAAACUAAGUGUUGACAAUGUACAAAGGAGUUACACUGCCCCAGACAAAACGGGUAUCCGUAUCUACUACAGUCCCCCGACCAUCAGAAGGAUAGAGAGAAAAACUGCCAAAGAAUCAGUCUCAGAGCAGGUCCAGCCAGGGCUCAAGUCUCAGGGUGCAAUCAUCCCAGAACAAGUGGGAUUGGCCUUUGCAGCACCAUCUUCAUCUCUACCCUCAUUGUCCUCAUAUGAGCAUUGGCUUAGCUCAUUAUCCCAGCAGCGCAGGGACUUGCUAAAGGGCAGGGCUGGCAGCUCUGGGCCCUUCCACACCCUUGAAAUUUCAGCAAAUCUAAGUGACGAUAUGAAGGAGAUGACCAACUGCGUGCGGCAGGCAAUUCGCUCCAGCUCUCUGGAAAGAAAGUGCAGCAAAGACACUGGGAGUCAAACAGUGGGUUUUACCAGCACUGGAACACAGACGGCUCAGUUUGUUAGUGUUGGCCUGCAGACAGAGGGUCCAGUCUCCUUGACCUCCAGAGGGGCAGGUCUUCAUGGGAAAAUAUGGUCUCCUCGCCCUUCUACGUCUCUCAGCUCUGCGCGAUCUCGGCAGAUCUCCACAUCUCUGGAAAAGGUACACAAUCGCAUUGACCGACCUUGCUGCUCUCCAAAAUAUGGCUCACCCAAGUUAACAAGAAGGGUCUCCACCUCAUCUUCUAAGCUAGAAACAUCCUCCACCUCCUCCAGAGACCGGAAUGCAUGGAACCUGUCAAAUCGUGGCAUCACCCAAAAUGGAUCUGCAUGGGCUCGUUCCACCACAACCCGUGACAGCCCUGUUCUCAGUGGCCUUAAUGAUGGUCUAUCAAGCCUGUUCAACGUGGUGGAACACACCUCCAGCAUGGAGUCCCUCUGGAGGGGUGACACAUGCCCUGGAAAGCAGGCUGCAGGCAAGCCCUCCUGCCCCAGUGUUCGAUUUGGUGUUGGUGAUCCCGCAACACAUAAAUACGGCAUUGUGCAGGAGUUCUUUCAAAACGUGUGUGGAAGAACAGAACCUGCAGAGAAAACUGGAGCCAUAGAUGAGCCCAAACCUGAGUGUCUCAGUGGUUAUCUGAUUGGCACAGACAGUAUUACUAGGAUAGUGAAUAAAAGAUUCAUGAGACAAACACAGCGGGAAGAUACAGUGGUUAGUGCCAGUAGCCUGGAGGACUCUUGUGAAUGUGCCCCGCAGUCCCCCACCUCUUGUUUCACUCGCACCUCCCGUUCCACUGUUCAUCUUACUCACAGCCAGUGCAAGCACCAUGUACAGGAGUCAGCAAAUGAAGAGAGAUUAGAUCCCAGUAAUGGGAAAGAGUGAUUGGCAAGAGUGUGUGGCUUUUCAUACUUCUUUUAAACAUAUUUACACAGUUACUGCUUACAGACAUCCACUCAAAGGCACUGCCAUGCCUAAACUUGCACAUACAGUGCGUAAUAUUUAAAAUCCCACAGGCCACUGUAGAAUAUCUGUCUGGACAGUUUGAAGAACCUGAGAUCAGCACAAGGAGAAUUGCCAAGGACAAAUCCUCAACACUCAACAAGCAUUUCUUCUUCUUACACUUGCCAUUAAUUAUACAACCAGCAUUUAACAGCUCAGCUCUGCCUUUUUAAUUCACUGGACUCUGGACAGUCUUAACCACUCAGCCCAAACAUGUCACAAAGUACACGGGGAUCAACUUCAAAAAUAACAGCAGUAAUUAGGAAGCAGCUUUUUUGUCUCAGUAGAUUUGAUUCUAAAGAGGAGAGCUGCACUUCACAAGUUAAUUAAAAAGUCACUUUUCCAGAGGCAAACCAA